AGCCAGUCUGAGCCAAGAACUGAUAAAGUUGUACAAACAGAUGAAGCAGUACGGAAACCUGAUCCUAUUCCUGUAAGCAGUGAGGAUGAAAGAAAUGCUCUUCUUCAAUUGGAGAGUGCUAUCUUGGCCAACAAAGCUACAAAAAGUGAUUUACAGAUGAAGGAACUUAACUUUGAAAAAGAUGAUGACAGUAAUGGCCACAUAGACUUUAUUACAGCAGCUUCCAAUUUGCGCGCCAAAGUGUAUAACAUUGAACCUGCAGAUAGAUUGAAAACAAAACGUAUAGCUGGAAAAAUUAUCCCUGCUAUUGCAACUUCUACCGCAGCUGUAUCUGGCUUGGUUGCUUUGGAAUUGAUCAAAGUAGUAGGUGUCUGCCCAUUUCAAGCAUAUAAGAACUGUUUUUUCAACUUGGCCAUUCCAAUAAUUGUCUUUUCAGAAACAGCUGCAGUUAGAAAAACAGAAAUAAGAAAUGGAAUAUCUUUCACAAUCUGGGAUAGAUGGACUAUUCAUGGGAAAGAUAAUUUCACACUAUUGGACUUCAUAAAUACUGUCAAAGAAAAAUACGGAAUUGAACCAAUCAUGGUUGUCCAGGGAGUCAAAAUGUUGUAUGUACCUGUAAUGCCUGGCCACGUUAAACGACUAAAGCUGACGUAAGUUUUAACUGGGCAUAACACAAAAAUUAAUGGGAACUUUGAGUUUCUACCAAAAACAUCUGUUUUACUCUGGUUAUGUUGACAGAUUUCUUUUUUAAACAGAUUGGUAUGCUAUUUUUUGUUGUUUGGGUUAUUCUUCAUAAAUGUUAAGAGAAGUCGGCCUUCUUCUAGAUCCAACAUUGCUUAGCAUCAAACAUUAGAUUUGAUGUAGUCUGGUUUUCAUUUCUUCUGGUUUUUUUUUUGUAUUGUAUAUUUUAUUUUCAUUUUCAUACACUCACAUGUAUACAUCAUACA
Thamnophis sirtalis is the source of this 947-nucleotide messenger RNA. The record is from RefSeq and is a predicted model, not a curated record. NCBI's taxonomy places the organism in Eukaryota, Metazoa, Chordata, Lepidosauria, Squamata, Natricidae.